This is a messenger RNA of Spizellomyces punctatus DAOM BR117, 2008 nucleotides long. RefSeq names its product T-complex protein 1 subunit delta. The transcript has 10 exons. Bases 258 to 1841 code for a protein of 527 amino acids. The record is from RefSeq and is a predicted model, not a curated record. Gene Ontology annotation, molecular function: ATP-dependent protein folding chaperone; ATP binding; ATP hydrolysis activity. Gene Ontology annotation, cellular component: chaperonin-containing T-complex. Gene Ontology annotation, biological process: protein folding. NCBI's taxonomy places the organism in Eukaryota, Fungi, Chytridiomycota, Chytridiomycetes, Spizellomycetales, Spizellomycetaceae.
GUCGUCCACCAUCAUCGGUCAAAUAUGUGUGUAACGUACUUUACGUGUCUCCCGUCCGGACAUGCGCAGCGCGUUAACGAGUCCGAUUGCAAGAUACGCUUGCGACAGGCCAUCCGUAGAAGUCUCAUCCAUCCAUCCAUCGCCCAAAUAUCCAUCCAUCCUUCCAUCCGUCCUCGAAUUCGUACCUCUCCAUCCAUCCGAACGUUCCAUCCACCACCUUGUGAUAUCUUAUUCUACGUCGUCCCCUUGGUCUCAAUAUGGCAGCAGUCAAACCAAAGCAGUUCCAGGACAAGGAGAAGCCCACUGAGGUUCGAGCGAGUAAUAUCAUCGCUGCAAAAGCUGUGGCAGAUGCCGUCCGAACGAGUUUGGGACCGAAGGGAAUGGACAAGAUGAUUCAAACAGGAAAGGCCGGAGAAAACGUCGUGAUUACAAAUGACGGAGCAACCAUAAUGAAGCAUAUGUCUGUCCUGCAUCCCGCGGCGAAGAUGUUGGUGGAUUUGUCCGCAGCACAGGACGUGGAGGCUGGAGAUGGAACAACAUCAGUUGUAGUUUUGGCAGGAAGUCUAUUGACAGCCGCAGAACGGUUACUUGAGAAAGGAAUUCAUCCAACAAUUAUUGCCGAGUCGUUCCAGCGCGCAGCUGGAAAAGCAACUCAGUACCUUACUGAAAUGUCCGUAAAACUGGAUCUCAAUGAUCGGGAAUCACUACUGAAGAGUGCAACCACCUCGCUUAGCUCAAAGAUUGUGUCUCAAUACUCUAGCCUUCUAUCUCCUAUCGCCGUGGAUAGUGUUCUCCGCGUCAUUGAUCCCGCAAUUUCUGACAAUGUGGAUCUUAAAGACAUCCGGCUAGUCAAAAAAGUUGGGGGUACUAUUGACGAUACGGAGUUGGUGGAUGGUCUGGUCUUGACACAGAAUGUGAUAAAAAGCGCCGGUGGCCCGACCCGUAUUGAAAAGGCGAAAAUUGGACUGAUUCAGUUCCAGUUAUCGCCUCCUAAACCUGACAUGGAGAAUCAAGUCAUUGUCAAUGAUUACCGUCAAAUGGAUAAAAUUCUGAAAGAGGAGCGCCAGUAUCUUUUGAAUAUGUGCAAGAAGAUCAAAAAGACCGGGUGCAACGUUCUUUUGAUUCAAAAGUCCAUUCUUCGCGAUGCUGUGAAUGAACUGUCAUUACACUUCCUGUCGAAGCUGAAGAUUUUGGCCAUUAGAGAUGUGGAAAGAGACGAGAUCGAAUUCAUUUGCAAGUCUACUGGCUGCAAACCGAUUGCCGAUAUCGAAUCAUUCACCGAAGACAAACUUGGGUACGCAGAUGUCGUGGAGGAGGUCGAGAGCGCUGGGGCCAAGGUGGUCAAGGUGCAGGGAGUGAAGAAUGCCGGGAAGACUGUGUCAGUCUUGAUCCAUGGUUCCAACCCAUUGGUCCUGGAGGAAGCGGAAAGGUCUUUACACGAUGCUCUUUGUGUGAUUCGGUGCCUCGUCAAGAAACGUGCGCUCAUUGCUGGGGGCGGUGCUCCGGAGAUUGAGGUUUCUCGUCGAUUGAUGGAGCAUGCCAGGACGCUAAAGGGCAUGGAGGCCUAUUGUUUCCAAGCCUUUGCCGAAGCUCUUGAGAUCAUCCCAACCACUUUGGCGGAGAAUGCUGGAUUGCACCCGAUUGCGAUUGUGACGGAAUUGCGUAACAGACAUGCCAAAGGCGAGAAAACUGCCGGCAUCAAUGUCCGCAAGGGGACAAUUUCCAACAUCUUGGAGGAGAAUGUCGUACAACCGUUGUUGGUAUCCACCAGCGCCAUUGAGCUUGCAGCGGAAACGGUCAAGAUGAUUAUGAAGAUUGACGACAUUGUUGCUGUAAGAUAAUUUUGGCUGUAGAGAUUGUGAUCUUUGGCUUGUUUGUAUAGUGGUAGUAAAUAAUACCUUCUUCCUGUAAUGUGUGUACCAUCCCAGGGAAAUACCUUGGAGCAGCAAGCUAAAUGCAAGCUAAAUGAAACUGGGCACCACUCCCAUCCACCAGUUGUGGCCCUCCA